UGUUUUUGUUAUCAUUUUGCAACAAGCAAUUUAACUUAUUAAUACAAGUUACAAAAUCUAGAUAAUACUUUAACUAAUAAAAUGUUAACGUCUAUGGUAAAAGAACACCAUCAAAAACAAGUCGUACGCAAAGAAAUCCAAGAAACAAAGAGAAAAGAAGCAUGUACAUCUGCUUCCAAUCUUACCCAGGCCUUGGUGGACCACUUAAAUGUUGGUGUGGCUCAAGCUUACUUAAAUCAAAAACGCCUUGAUGCUGAAGCCAAACAACUGCAUACAAAUGCUGCAAAUUUCUCCAAACAGACCCAGCAAUGGUUGACACUGGUUGAAUCAUUUAGCAGUGCAUUGAAAGAACUAGGAGAUGUGGAGAAUUGGGCAAAAACAAUUGAAGCUGAUGUGAAAACCAUCACUAUGACACUGGAAUCUGUGUACAAGAGCUCACAGGAACCAGUGGUGUCAACUAGUCAAGCCCCCAGCAUAUAAUACGCAUCAUUUCCUAAUAUAUUAAUUAAUAGGUUAUGUAUUCCAUGCAAAAGGAGAUUUUUAUUUAUAUUUUGUUACUCGGUAUAUGACCUUGAGAUGUGAUUAGUCACUGCGAGAAUGAUUCACAGCUUUCACAUUGAAUUUGUUAAACCGUUGUUUUCUUUAAGAAAGAUUAUAAACCACAAUGGUCGAUAAA
Dalotia coriaria is the source of this 676-nucleotide messenger RNA. RefSeq names its product biogenesis of lysosome-related organelles complex 1 subunit 1 (gene Blos1). Gene Ontology annotation, cellular component: BLOC-1 complex. The record is from RefSeq and is a predicted model, not a curated record. The coding region runs from base 82 to 480 and encodes 132 amino acids. The transcript is spliced from 3 exons. Gene Ontology annotation, biological process: endosomal transport. NCBI's taxonomy places the organism in Eukaryota, Metazoa, Arthropoda, Insecta, Coleoptera, Staphylinidae.